Lipotes vexillifer (Yangtze River dolphin) is the source of this 1038-nucleotide messenger RNA. It is a transcript of the gene MCEMP1, whose product is annotated as mast cell expressed membrane protein 1. The coding region runs from base 1 to 1038 and encodes 345 amino acids. The record is from RefSeq and is a predicted model, not a curated record. The transcript has 12 exons. NCBI's taxonomy places the organism in Eukaryota, Metazoa, Chordata, Mammalia, Artiodactyla, Lipotidae.
AUGGAGCGGGGUGGGGCGCGCGGGCCUGGACCCACAAUUGUCCCCCUGUAUCUGGACCCCAAGAAGAGCCUCUUUAGAGGUCUCAGUUCCAACACAGUCAGCCUCCUGUCUCAGAGUGCAGACUUCGACAGGGGCCUUGAAGAAGUAGAACUUCUCAGUGUGGAGCUGAGGCGUGGGACUAGGGCAGCGGAAAGGCAAAUUGGUAGGCUGGGGACUGCGGAGGCGGAGGAAAGCUCCACGAACCAGGAGAUCAAGAUGCAGGCGGCAGCCUUCAAAAACAAGAAACGGAGGUCCCCGGCCAAUGAAGGUGCAGAUGACCCUGCCUAUGAGAAUAUCACCUUCAAAACCCAGCACCAGCCAAAGGGCGGUCAUUCACCACCGGAGAAUAAAGCCCAGUCCAAGCCAGCCUCCGACCCUGCCCAGGUCCCCCAUUGGUUGCCUAAAGCCAUGAUGAGCCUGUAUGUUCUCCUCGCUCUUAGCCUUCUCCUCAUCAUCCUCUCAGCCUUGGUCCUGGUGAAGAAUUCCGAGAUGUCCCAGGAGCUGCUGGUCUUGAGAAGUGAGCUCCACAACGUCUCUCUUUCGGUGGGAGAGUGCCAGGACAAGGAGAGGAAGCGCUGGAACGAUGUCAAGCAGGGCAUUGACACGGUCACGAGCAAGGUCCAUGAAGGGAACCAGAAACUGAGGACGCUGGCAACAGUCUCAAGCAUAAACGAAAUCAAGACUACAUUACAGGAAAUCCUCCAGAUGCUGAAGAUGCCAAAUCCAAAACUUGUGCCCACGGACAUGCGCAUGGACCCUAAGACAAGUGGACAUGUUCGCAUGGACAUAUGUGUGUCCCUUAGACAGGGCCGCACGGACACGCGCGCCCCCGGGCGGCCACUCUCGGGAAUCACAGAGCGCGCCCCGCCCGUCCCGCCUCGGCGCCUGCGCACGCCGGGCCUUUUACGGCGCCGUAAAGCAACUCGGCCGAAUCGGCUGCCGCAAGUCCCGCCUAGGGUACAAGCCUACCCCGUCUCCCGUUUGGCCGUCUCUGGCUAG